Molecule: messenger RNA, 981 nt
Organism: Aspergillus japonicus CBS 114.51
Lineage: Eukaryota; Fungi; Ascomycota; Eurotiomycetes; Eurotiales; Aspergillaceae
Product: Pkr1-domain-containing protein
Exons: 1
Coding region: 301-840 (179 amino acids)
Biological process (GO): vacuolar proton-transporting V-type ATPase complex assembly
Cellular component (GO): endoplasmic reticulum membrane
Source: RefSeq, a predicted model, not a curated record
ACCUUCCCUCCAACUCGGUAUCUUACACAGAAGACCUUUUACUCGCCAGAUCUCUGGGUAGCUGUAGAGCCAUCUAGUCUUCAACGCAAGCCAGCAACCUCGACCUCACACCGAGCGACCCACCGGCUGAACGAGAGAGGAGAAAAAUAAGCACAGAAAAAGAAACCCACCACCGCUGCAACGGAUUCCACUUUCCGGCUGCGACGUCAUCUCCCUUCCUCCCCCAGCUUCACCCAACCUAGUACCUUGCAAUCUCCCCCCGCAUUCGGCCGGCCAAUCGAGCUGAGGCAGAUCGCCAUUAUGGCUUCGUUCAUGGAGGACCUCUGGUCCAGCAUUUUCACUCCGGGACCCACCCCCACGCUCCUGGUCGCGACCAACGUCACCUUUGCAGCUCUGCAGGCUUUGCUCUUGUCUCUCCUCCUGGCUACCUACAGCAUUCACUUCCUGGUUCUAUCCUUUCUAUCUGGCGCUCUCUGGUGGUCUAUCAACUGGUUUGCGCGAGAAGUAAGGCAGUUCCAGGCCGAGGAAGCGGAGAAACAGAAGCAAGCGGGUCAGGAACAGGACGAGAGCUCCGAGGACAAGCCGGACAGCAGCGUCCGCAAGACUCCUGGUGCUCUUGACGCCACCGAUAGUGAUACGGAGACUGAACAAAUCGCCGUGCGCAAGGAGACAGCACCAGUGCCCACAUCCGCUCCGCGGUCCACCACUGCCUCGGCCACCCUCCAGCUCCCCGAGGCGCAAGGCGAAAUCCGGAAGCGUCUCAGCGUCAGCGGCGAGAGCUCGGGCUACCAGAGCACCGAUAGCGAAUGGGAGAAGGUGGACGAUAACCAGACGGCCUAGAUACGCAACAGGUUUGCGGUCGCGCAGAUGCAGCUACUUUUGGGGGCCCAGACCCGGCUCGAAGUGCCUUUUGGUUACACCUACCUACACAACCCCUCAGAACAGACUCCGAUACAUCUGUCUCGUGGGCGGGGAUGCAUA